ACCCUGCAGGCUGCAGCGCCAAACCCUGAUAGAUCGGCGGUGUUUAGUAAUGGAGAUGAGCGAUUGAUCGUCAUCUCUUCCAUUCAUCAAUGUUUUCUGCUACUCGAAGGCUCUGUUUCACUAGGGUUUCCACUCUCCUUCUAUCAAAUCGCUACAACAAUGUCGUAUCAUUAGCAGAUUUUCAUUCAGAGAUUGCUUCAAGCAAUGUGGCCCUUAGAAGCAUUCGUAGUGAAUAUGUAUUGCCUUCUAAGUCAAAGGUUGUUGGUUCUUUCAAUGGGUUGUCCCGUUGUAUGUCGACAUCGAAGGGAAGGAGUAUGCGUAGUAAGGUGGAGAGGAGAAUGAGGAAAGAGUCUGGUAAGACCUUAAGGGAGAUCCGAAGAGCUAAGAAAAUUAAGAAAAAGCUGAUGACAGAGGAAGAAAGGCUCCUUUACAACCUCAAAAGAGCCAAGAAGAAAGUAGCAUUACUUUUACAACAACUCAAGAAGUAUGAGCUCCCAGAGUUGCCACCCCCUCGUCAUGACCCAGAGCUCCUGACCCCUGAACAGCUUCAAGCUUAUAAAAAAAUAGGCUUUAGAAAUAAGAAUUACGUCCCAGUUGGUGUUCGUGGAGUGUUUGGAGGAGUGGUCCAGAAUAUGCAUCUCCAUUGGAAGUUUCAUGAGACUGUGCAAGUGUGUUGUGAUAACUUCCCCAAAGAAAAAAUCAAGGAAAUGGCAAUCAUGCUUGCAAGACUUAGCGGUGGAAUUGUCGUGAAUGUACAUAACGUGAAAACAAUCAUCAUGUUUCGUGGAAGAAACUAUCGUCAACCUAAAAAUUUGAUACCAAUCAACACCCUUACUAAGAGAAAGGCGUUAUUCAAGGCCAGAUUUGAACAAGCUCUCGAUUCUCAGAAGCUAAACAUAAAGAAGAUAGAACAAGAGCUCAGACGUAAGGGUAUAAACCCAGAGGAUCCAGUUGCUAUGGCCAGCAUCCAGAGAGUAGCUUCAACAUUUUUUAAUGCCAUUGACAAAAAAGAAGGUACCCCGUAUGUCUUCUACGGUGAUAAGCAGACAGCGACAGAGAUCGAGCGUAACAUGGAAGAAGAGGAAUCUCAUAGUGACAGUGACCAGGAAGAGUUAGACAGAUUCAUAGCUGAGAUAGAGGAUGCAGCAGAUCGAGAUUGGGUUGCUGAGGAAGCAGCAGAGAAAGAAGAGCUUAGCCAAAUUAGGUAUAGGAAUAGAGAAGAACACGGUGGGAGAUUAAGAAAAUCCGAUAUGCGUACAAAUAACAGUUCUGAUGACGAGAUUGAAAAGCCAAGUGUUUGGAGACAGCGAGAUAGUAAGCAAAGAUUAUACAAUAGUGAAGAGGAAGAUGAUGAACACGCAAAUGAGGAGGAAUGGGAUUCUGAUGAUGGUCAGAAUGCUAACGAUGCAGAUGAUUCUGAUGGAGCUCAUGGGAUCGUCAAAACGACUCGAGGAGCUGGAGGGAGGCAUGAUUCGGCCAAAAAUAGAAGUUUUAAGAGAAAUGUCGAGCCCUUUGUCAGAAAAAGGAUGGAUUCAGAAGGUUCUGAGCCUGAAACUAUGCUUAGUGAUCUUGAAAGUGCCAUGUGGCAAUCAGAAGAAGAGGAAGAAGACGAAGAAGAUGACAUGAAAGUUUUAAGCUGCGCAAAUGAUGAUUACAGGAGCAAUGAAGUUGAUUUGCAUCACAUCAAGAAAGAUAAGAAGAAUAAUAAGCUGAAUGAUUAUGACUCUAGCAUUGAUGAAUCCAAUGAAGCUUAUGAACACACAGACACUAAAAGAAAGGAGAAUAGAAUGAGAAAAUCAAAGAAUAGUUACAACUUUGUAUCGAAAAAUACUGAUUCAGGAAAGGCAUUGUGGGAUUCAGACGAAGAAGAUGAAUCAGGGACAUCGAGACCGCAGAGACACGAUUACUGGAGUGGUAGUGAUGAAGAUGAUUCUCGUAGAAAAUAGAUAAAUAGACAGUAAAAUGGAUGAAAUUUAUGGAAGAAAACCAUGGCUGCAAACUUGGUGCAAUAAUCUUCUGUUGCUUCAAUUCCCUGUCUGAUUGUGUGCGAGAGAAAAGGGCACUUUUUGGGAAGUUUGGUCGCAGUAGCCCCAUGAAACAAACGAUUUUACGGUAACUUAAAGAUGAUUCAUUUUAUCUACUGCGAUUGUUCAUCAUUUUUCAGUUUAGACUUCUUGUGCUGAUGCUUUUGAUACUAUUAGUCCAAAUAAUUGAUGCUGCAAUGUCCAAAGAUUAGCACCAUGGUGUGCUCGUGCCCGUGUUCGUGCUCGUAAAAUAGCCAUAGACAGAACUGAGAGAGACCAAAAAGGCCAUCUAAGAUCGUUGAAUUAGAAUGGAGAAUGUUAUGUAAGAAAAACUACUGUGCUUCAAGGAUGUGGCUCUUAUUCUAGUCAUGGUCUUUUUUUUUUCUUUUUUUUUUUAAUCAAUGAAUUUUUAAUUUUCCUUUCCA
Cucurbita pepo subsp. pepo (vegetable marrow) is the source of this 2449-nucleotide messenger RNA. RefSeq names its product RNA-binding CRS1 / YhbY (CRM) domain protein. Gene Ontology annotation, molecular function: RNA binding. The record is from RefSeq and is a predicted model, not a curated record. NCBI's taxonomy places the organism in Eukaryota, Viridiplantae, Streptophyta, Magnoliopsida, Cucurbitales, Cucurbitaceae.